Messenger RNA from Gadus macrocephalus (Pacific cod), 858 nucleotides. RefSeq names its product transmembrane emp24 domain-containing protein 9-like. Gene Ontology annotation, cellular component: endoplasmic reticulum-Golgi intermediate compartment; endoplasmic reticulum; Golgi apparatus. Gene Ontology annotation, biological process: endoplasmic reticulum to Golgi vesicle-mediated transport; intracellular protein transport; Golgi organization. Lineage: Eukaryota; Metazoa; Chordata; Actinopteri; Gadiformes; Gadidae. The coding region runs from base 78 to 803 and encodes 241 amino acids. The record is from RefSeq and is a predicted model, not a curated record. The transcript has 6 exons.
AUUGGUCACGCAGAUACAAUAAGGAAAACAAGGAAAUUAAUGCAUGAUCACAAUGAAACCGCGCUGCCACUACUAAAAUGCAGUUGUGUGUACUGUAUCUCGUUUUACUUUUAAAUGCCUGUUGCAGUUUGGUCUCCUGCUUGUACUUGUACAUGGGACAUACAGAGACAAAAUGUUUUCUUAAAGACGUUGCUAUGGAGACUAAAAUAGUCGGGAACUAUAGGGCCCAGUUGAAAGAAGGCCACCUACCUGCCCCACAGAUCUUGGGAAUGUUGGUUGAUGUCAAAGACCCCGAUAAAAGGGUGAUUCUGUCUCGUCAGUACGGCUCUGAGGGAAGAUUCACCUUCAUGUCCCAAACUCCUGGAAAACACCAGAUCUGUCUCCACUCCAACUCCUCCUCGUUUGCCGUGUCCCCUGAAGACAUGCUGUGGGUGCAUCUAGACAUCCAUGUGGAGAAGAAGAGCCUCAAGGAUAGGCUGAAUGAACUGCAGCACAAGAUCGAAAUGCUAACGGAGCAGGUUAACCAGAUAAAUCUGGAAAUUAACUACCAAAAGUACCGUGAGGAGCGCUUCACACAGACCAGUGAGAGCACCCUUAACAGAGUGUGGUCCUCCAUCCUUUGCACCCUCAUGGGCAUAGUGGCCAUUGCUGUCCUGAAUUCGAGAACAUUCAAAAGUCUAAACGUCAUUGAAGCCCAGGAUUCUCAGACGUUUUUGAAACCAGACAUUUUCAUCAAUCUCAAACCCAAAGAAUUAAUUAUUCCAAAGUCUGCUUCUUCUCAUGUUUCUUAUAUCCGAUUGUAAUAAAUUAAAUUGAGCUUUGUUAUUCAAUAAAGGAAAUAAAUGUAUGUAUAUUUUA